AUGUCCAGCAUCGGUAUAAGGCUGUUUGAGAGAAGAUAUUUAUCCUUAUUGGUUUCUCGAUCAUCUCAUAGGACUAUAAUAAGAGCUUCGUCCUUGAUUUCCAAAAGAACAGUUAAAACCCCAACCAUUGAUUGGAACCCGCUUACAUCUUCGAAAACAAAUCUCGCAACUGCUGAAAAGCAGGCAGAAACACCAAUGUUACGUAAAUUCUUUUUAGGAUUAAUGAUUGCAAUGCCUGUUAUUAGCUUUUUCUUAGGAUGUUGGCAAGUGAAAAGAUUGAAAUGGAAGGUAGAAUUAAUUUCGAAGAGUGAAAAUUCGUUGGCACAACCACCAAUGGAUGAAAUUCCUCCAAACCUUGAUCCAUCCGUCAUUGAAGAAUUCGAAUAUAGAAGGUUUAAGACUAAGGGACACUUUGAUUACUCCCAAGAAAUGUUCUUGGGACCUAGAAUUAAGAAUGGUAUGACCGGAUAUCUUGUAGUUUGUCCUUUUGUGAGAAGUAAUGGAGGCGAACCAAUUUUAAUUGAAAGAGGUUGGAUUCAUAAAGAUAAAGUUGUUCCUGAAAAUAGGAAAGGUGGUUAUUUGAGUCACUUAGCAUAUCCACAAGGCGAGAUUGAGAUUGAAGCUCUAUUCAGAGUUAUGCCAAAGAAAUCGAAUUUACAGUUUGAUCAUGAUAUGGGAUCAAGAUUGUUCUAUGUACCUGAUGUUGAAGUAAUGGCUGAGCAAUCGCAUUCGUUACCAAUUUAUUGUCAAAUGAUCUAUAAUUUGAAAGAUAAUGUGGAAUGGAGAAAGGCUCAGCAAAAGGAAGAAAAUAAGCCUUCUUGGAAGAAUUGGCUUGGAAUAUCUAAAAAGGACAAGGACACGGAUGAGAAUGAUGAUGCAUUGUAUAUCUCUUCUAAGGCUGAUGAAGACUCGACUUUAGAAUAUCAAGAAUUUGAAUUUGUGGAACAAGGUGUUCCUAUUGCAGCUUAUCCAAAGGUUAAGCUUUCUAAUAACCAUAUGCAAUAUUUAGUAACAUGGUUCUCCCUUUCUUUCGUGAGUGCAGGUUUAUUAAUAUAUAACUUUAUCAAGAAAAGAAAAUACCUGAGUGCUGAAAAGGUUAUCGAAGCAAAGAGAAAAGAUAUGAGAAGCAAGUGGUAA
Messenger RNA from Debaryomyces fabryi, 1137 nucleotides. RefSeq names its product Shy1p (gene SHY1). The transcript has a single exon. The record is from RefSeq and is a predicted model, not a curated record. Lineage: Eukaryota; Fungi; Ascomycota; Pichiomycetes; Serinales; Debaryomycetaceae. Gene Ontology annotation, cellular component: membrane; mitochondrion. The coding region runs from base 1 to 1137 and encodes 378 amino acids. Gene Ontology annotation, biological process: mitochondrial respiratory chain complex IV assembly.